This is a messenger RNA of Aspergillus ibericus CBS 121593, 2042 nucleotides long. RefSeq names its product putative C6 transcription factor (AmyR). The transcript is spliced from 3 exons. Gene Ontology annotation, biological process: regulation of DNA-templated transcription; DNA-templated transcription. The record is from RefSeq and is a predicted model, not a curated record. The coding region runs from base 180 to 2012 and encodes 610 amino acids. NCBI's taxonomy places the organism in Eukaryota, Fungi, Ascomycota, Eurotiomycetes, Eurotiales, Aspergillaceae. Gene Ontology annotation, molecular function: DNA-binding transcription factor activity, RNA polymerase II-specific; DNA binding; zinc ion binding.
CCCCUCCUUCAGCAAUCGCAUGAUCCUGGGUGACUACGCACCUUAUGGCCUUGAUGACCACCGAAUCUUGCCCCGCAAGUAUCUCUCUUAUCUGAAUACAAUGAAGUCUCCCGAGUCUCGCACCACUGCCGCUGCUACUGCUGACUUCUGACGGGAGUCAAUCUUGCCUCCGCAUACAAAUGGACUCACAUCCUUCCCCCACCAAGCAGAAAGCCCCCAAACAAGCCUGCGAUAACUGUCGCCGGCGGAAGAUAAAAUGUUCCCGAGAGCUUCCCUGCGACAAAUGUCGGCGCCUUCUUCUCUCCUGUUCCUACAGCGAUGUGCUCCGGCGCAAAGGUCCCAAGUUCCGCACGCUAUAUCCACUUGCGCCUAUCCAUCCGCUGGUAUCGCGACAACAAAACCAAUACUACCAGAAUCCGUCUCAAAAUCCCCUCAAUAAACAAUGGCCCGCAGAUGGGGUGAGCUAUCCGUUGGGUUCUCCGACAUCGCCCCCUUUCACAGUGGCAGAUGCUCAAUAUUUACCCCAAGACGUUCCCGAGGCCUUUGCCCAGCUUCCCUCGCCAGAGCUAGUCUCGUCUCCGGAUUCGACCAACUCAUUAUCAGAUUCUAGCACGGCAUUAGUGCGACCAUAUGCACGACGCCUGUCCCCGCCGGUGCUUCUAGCUCAUGUGAACGUAUACUUAAAGUAUCUGUUCCCUAUUAUGCCAGUAGUGCGGCAAGAAGAGCUUCAACAAGACUGCCAUCAACCCGAACGAUUAUCACCCCAACGGUAUGCGUUCUUGGUGGCUCUGUGCGCAGCCACGCACAUUCAGCUCAAGCUAGAUGGCACAGCGUCUGUUCCUGAUCCUUCACACCUUCAAGCGGGGAUCGACGGGCAUUCCUGGAUGUCCGGGGAGGACUUGCUGGCUGAAGCGGUACGCGCAAGGAAAGAUUGCGACCCGGUAGAUGGAAUGAACAUAGAGAGCCUCCUUACAUCAUUCUUCCUGUUCGCUUCGUAUGGUAACCUGGACAAACAGGACCAUGCAUGGUUCUAUCUCUGUCAAGCUACCUCCAUGGUCUUUACACUGGCCCUUCACCGGGAAUCUAGUUAUGCGGAACUGAGUGUUGAAGAGGCAGAGGAACGACGAAGAGUUUUCUGGUUACUGUUCGUCACUGAAAGGGGCUAUGCACUGCAACAAGCGAAGCCGGUCAUGCUGCGCAACUCUAUCCGGAAGCCCCAAGUCCUCUGCUCGGAGGACCCUAUUCUAGCAUACGGAUUCAUCAACCUCAUCAGCAUCUUCGAGAAACUGACUGUCAACCUGUACGACUGGGUCUCUGCAGGAGGCAUGGAUGGUUCACCUGAAAUGCCACCUACGGCUGCUAUCCAGUCCAGUCUCUGUAAUGCGAUUUCGGUGGAUGGAGUUUCUGAAAUCCAAAAGGUCGACAUCCUCAUCACCCAGCAAUGGCUACAGACAGUAAUGUGGAAACUCUCCAUGACUCGCGCCACUCAGCCGGGGUCUCGCGAUGAGGCGGUCCUUCCCUUUCAUCUGCCCGUGUUGGUCGGCAAAGCCGUUAUGAAUGUCAUUGGUGCUGCAUCUCAGGGAGCCGUUGAUGCUCACGGCAUUGGAAUGGAACAGAAGUUGUUUGAUCUAGGCUCGUCAGUGGCGGACGUCUCCCGCUCGCUUAAUUCCAAAGCCGCGCACCGUCUUACGGAGGUAGCCAUUGACCCCCGCGAACUUCUAUGGGGAAUUCUUAGCACGCUAUCCCGCAUCCGCGGUUCUCAGUCUUACCUCUUUCCCAUAUUGCUAGAACGGUGUAAAGGCGCCCUAGAUUUCACCAGUCCCACGUCAAUGAGCAACUUCCUCCCGCUGCCACCCUCUACUGCGUCCUGGGGAGGCGAAAGCGGACUGCCCGUGGCUUCCGUGCCGGAGAAUCAGGAUCUUCAUGAAUCGGAGACGGAGGUGGGAGAGCCCCUGUCGCAACUUCUACCACCUACACAGGUACAAUUCCCGGACGGUAGUCUCUUGAACUAGGGGUGAUGUGAGACGAUGAUGCUGGCAUGA